AUGAAGGCUAAAGCUUUGUCAGUGAGAGAGUGCGCCUGGUUCACAGAGGAGUGCCACCGAGAGGAUGGUCUUGAAGACUCUCAGAGGGAUGGCCUGUGCUUACCAAACAUCUUCAGGUCCAAAAAAGUCAAGCCGCUCAUGAGAACUCAAACUGGACCCACUUACCAGGUCUACUACACAGCUAAAGAGCUUCUUCUGGAGGUGCUGGACAGAGGAGCAGUACGGGAGCUGAUCAGGAGGGCAGCUGGAGUGAAAUCAGGAGGAAAGAAUCAGAACAGAGAGCAGAGCGUAGAUGUGUCUGAAGGAGAGUAUGCAGAGGUGCUAACAUGGUUCUCCAUAGUCCUACAGGGCGGUCUGUCUGUAGGAGAGAACCACAGCUUUGGAUCAAAGCUGUCUCUGAAACUGGACGGCUGGCAGGGUGUCCUAAAGAGGAACAGCUUUCAGACAAACCUUCUGUCUCUGACCAGACUGGAGGACGGGGACAAGUUGGAGAUUCUCUCUUCUUUCUGUAGCCACAUAACAAGGAGGUACCAGGCCCUGUACAUACCUGGUCCUAACCUGGCUGUGAAGAAAUACAGACUUGUGUACCAGCAGAGACUUUGCUCUCUUCAUCUGGCCAUCCUCUGUGAUUUGAACUCAGGAUUCAUCUGUAACGUGUAUCUGUACUGUCCAGAGCAGCUCCAGAAGCAGAGUCGUAAAACUGUAGUCGAGCAGGUGUUGGGUCAUCUGCUGAGACCUCUCUGUAGCAACAGACACCGGGUCCAGCUGGACAAAUCUGCCUGGAUGGAGGGGAGGCUCACAGACAUCUUCUCAACUUUAGGGGUUGACAUCAGUUUUGCUCCAUCAGCCCAACAAACAUCUGAAGACUCACUGUCUGGACUCAUAGCUCAUCUGCAGGGCUGGACCGGACCGGCUCUGUUUCCCCUGACAGAUCUGAAAGGACCCGCAGUGGAUGUGUUUCUCCCUGGGAUAUGGGCGGCGCUGCACAUCAUCUGCAUCAAUACGUUUGUGCUCCACACUCUGCAGAGCUCAGGCUCACGCAGACAGGUUCAUCUCCCAGAGUUCACCAAAGGUCUGGCCUCUCAGCUGGCCGUGGACAGCAGCGUCACUGUGCCUGUUCUGCAGAGACUCAACAGCACGUCGUACCAGGAGACAGGGUCAACAAAUCUAUCCAAGCAAAGGUCAGUGAGACUGUGCGUUACCACCUCAUAUCAGCCUUUAGGUAAUAGUUUUAUUAAAAGACAGAGAGCAACCUAAGUGACAAAACUUUCUCCAUCAGAGCUCCUCAACUUUGGAAUGACGUGCCAGAGGAGAUAAGGCGUGCAGAAAUAGUUACUUCUUUUAAGUCCAAUUUCAAAACUCAAUUUUAGAGACCUGCUUUUAUGUUAUGCCAUCUUUUGUCUUUUAUCUUUCAUCUCUUAUCUUCUUUACCUCUAUCUUAAUUUGGCUUUACUGUCUUUUUAGCUUUUGUUAUACUUAUACUCUUUUCUUAAUUAACCUUUUAGGCCUUUUAUUGUUUUAUAUUUUGCUCAUUUCUGUUGCUCUAUUUUAUCAUUACUAUUAUUAUCAGUAUUACUUUAUUAUUUUUAUCAUCAUUAUUGAUAUCGUCUUUUAUAUUUACUAUACUGUUUUCAACUUUCAAUCCCUGUUUUUUAGGUAUUUUCUUUUUCUUGCCUAUUUUAUGUUUUUAUAUUGGUACUCAUGGUCAUGUUAUUAUUAUUAUUAUUAUUAUUAUUAUUAUUAUUAUUAUUAAUAAUAAUAAUAAUAAUAAUAAUAAUAAUAAUAAUAAUAAUAAUAAUAAUUUUUGUCAUUUUUAUUAUCAUUGUUGUUAUUGUAGUUAUCAUUAUUAUUAGUAGUAUGAUUAUUAUUAUAAUUUUUUUAUUUUUUGUUUUUUUACUUGAUGGAUCACUUGAUCAUAAAAAAUAUUGAAUAAAAUUAUGACAGAAAAAUUAGAGUUUCUGAUUUCUGCUCUUACAGAUUAAAUACAAGCAUUCCUAUUCAGCUGGAAAAAGAGAAGCGAGGCAGGAGCUCCCCAGUGAGGCUUCAGAGGCUGAACAGACCAGGAGUCUGUGGAUUGGACAACUCCGGUAACUCCUGCUACCUGAACGCAGUCUUACAGUGUCUCUGCUCCACCGUGCCCCUGGUGGAGAACCUCCUGAAUCCGGACACACGCAAAGAGCUGGCCCGGUAAGACCACACACACACAGCGUUCUGUGUCUGACUCACAUUCAUGUUGACAGACGUGUUUUUGAAGCUGUUUAACCUAUGUCCAUGCAGAUCCAAGUGCCGGGUGGCUGAAGUGUUUGUGCGUCUGCUGCAGGAGAUGUGGUUCGGAAAGAGCUCCAGCUGUGCACCUGUGGAAGCCAGAUCUAUGCUGACCUCCAUCCUCCCCCAGUUCAACAACUACUCCCAGCAGGACGCCCAGGAGCUGCUGCUCUUCCUGCUCAACACCCUCCAUGAAGAUCUCAAAAAGGUUAGUGCAGCGAUUUUUCAUGCCUCCUCAGAUAAAUCCUCACACUUACGGAGAGACUUGGUGUUUGUUUACAAGGUGUCCAAGCGCCAGAUUCACUCCUCCUUAAGGCAGCAAAGACAAGCCCAGAACAGGAGCCAUGCCACCGCAGCGGGGGAGCCCACCAUCGUCUCUCAUCUGUUUGAGGGCCAGCUGAGCUACAUGACCCUGUGCAUGCACUGUGACCACCAGGCUCACAGCACACAGACCUUCACGGUUCUGUCUCUGCCAAUACCAACAGGCAGCAUAAAGUGCUCCAUUCAGGUACAUCAGGUCACCCUGCACCAUUUACAACUGUUUCCUGACGAGCUUGUUCUGUUACUUUGGAUGGUUUUGCUUGUAUUGAAGUGACUUUGUAAAGCCCUGUUAUUAUAUAAACAUCUGAAUAUAAAUGAAUGAUGAUCAUAUUGUAGUUUUCGGUUAUCGUAUUCUGUCUCUGGGAUGUGCAGGACUGCCUGUCGCUGUUCUUUGAGCAGACUAUCCUGACAGGCGGGGAGCAGAUGCUGUGUUCAGUGUGUGGACUGAGGAGAGAAACAGCAGUGCUGACCUGUUUAGACAAACCUCCAGAGAUCCUCAUGUUACAUCUAAAACGGUGGGUGAGAAAAGUCGCAGCAAAGAUAAAGAUGAUACCUUGUAAUAAAAGACUUGAACAAAGACGUGAUGCUUACAGUCGAAUCAACAUGAGAGAAAACCGUCUCAUUCAAAGGUCUUCUUCAUCACUGGUUAGGGGCUCUGAAUCAUGUCACAUGAUCACAUCUGUGAUAGAUCUAUCUUCAUAUACUUUAGUUUUUCUUUAUAUCAUUUACUAAACAACCUGCAGACAAAUUAAUAAUAAUUCAAAUGCUGUUAAAUCAGCCACAUCUAAAUUUUUUCCUCCAUACAGUUUAAAUAUUUCACUACAUUAUGAUGUGUUGCUUCCCUCUCAUUGGUCAUAAAUUUCUAUUUUUGCCUUCAAACAUUCAUAAAGUGCUAUUUUUUGUAUUAAAACACAGAGUUUUACUGUUAUUACCCACCGAAUGUUAUAUACACAGAGUAACAGUGAUCCUUAAGAUACCUUCAUAUUGAGCCACAGACCCUCACAAUCACCAACAGGCUGCCUUGAACUCAUUCAAGAGGACUCAGCCUGUGGUUUUGGGCAAAUGCGAGUAUUGUACUCCAUAAUGGAGAGCUACUGUCUGGGCGCAUUGGUCUCCAACCUGGAGGCACCAGAGAUCUCAAGAGAGAGAGUUAUGCUGACAGGGUGUUAAAAUUAGAUAUGCAUAAAUUCACCAGUUCAUAUAACUGUCUGUAGAUAGUUAAUAAAAAUUUAACCCUUAACCUGAAUGUUACCUUUUGGUGUAAUGCACCUUUUUUUUUUCUAUGAGUCCAGAGGGAUGGUUCAGCUUUUCUAAGGGGGAAUCCAAGCUAACUACUGUCAUAGAGUGAGUGUUGUGAGUAUUAGUACUAAUGCCCACUGUGAUCAUUAAACUCUCUGCAGGUUUGGUUGUAAGGGGAAGAACCAGGUGAAACUGAAAAACAACGUUUUGUUCUCGAUGAGGCUCGACCUAAACCCGUUUCUAUCCAGCGCACUGCAGAACGGCGUAUAUUCCUCAUACCGCCUUUAUGCUGUUGUGGUAAGUUCUCACACACAACCACAGAAGAGGCAGCUCUGAAAUAAAGCAGUUGUUAGAUCUUCAUAUUGUGUUUCUUUUGACGACUGAAAUAACGAUGGCAAACUGUUUCAAGUAGCUCCAAUCGCAGUAAAACAGUUUUGUUUUUUUUUUCACUUUGAGCUGCUGCGGCACUGUAAGAUAUUAUUUCAUCUUUGACCCAGUAAGCAGCCCGCCCCCCUUUACCUGUAAUUGGCUAACACGUUUCCUUUGAUCAAUUGGAUUGGUUGGAUUGAUUGACAUGUCAAGAUAGAUGGGAUUAACUGAAGAUGACUACUCUGACGGAAAAAACAAACCCCAAAUCAAAUUAACAGAAAUUUUUGCUUUUAGUCCAGGGUGGGCACGGACCCCCAAUGCCCCCCCAUGCCGCCGGGCCUGGUUAUAACUCUCACAAUGUUAUUUGUGUGCUUAUAACCACUUAAGGAUUUUAGAUGGAUUUACAAAGCUUCCUAAAUGUGAUAAUAACACAUUAAUUACAAAAGUAUUCCCAGAUUUCUCUCUUUGGUGCUUCGAUCGCUGUCAUACCCUGGGGUUGAAAACACUCUCCUUCUCCAGAACCAUUCAGGUCAUCUGAACAUGGGUCACUACACAGCUGCGUGUCACAGUUCCCUGACUCGGACUUGGCACUGCUUUGAUGACUCAGCGGUCAGAGAGGUCCAGGACAGCCAAGUUCAAUCUCCAAAUGCCUACAUGCUGCUCUACAGCUGCAAACCCUUCCAAAAGCCAAAGAUCAGCGGACUUUGAGCUCUUUGACCGGCAAACAGGAGCUUCCAACCGAGUCAGAACAUCUUCUAGAAGUCUGAUAAUAAAUAAUGGAACACAGUCUGGUGUUGUUAUAUAUUUACUCCAAAUAAAUGCAAAGAUCCAACCAUCACUUGCCUGUCUGAUUUUUUUCCACUUCUAAACAUCAGGACCGAAGGAUAUACAGGAGAGCGUCCACUCAUCCUGUGGUCGUGUUUGCUAUUUUAUCCCGGAGCAGAGAUUCAGAGAGACACGAAGAGUAAUUUGAAGCAGUUUUAAUAAAUAGUCAUAUGAGCUGUUUGAGGUUAAUAUAAUCGUUAUAUCUGAAACAAAUUAUUUUAGAGAAAUAAAAUCAACAUGUACAAGUAAAAAGAAAACAGGUUAUGAUCUCAUGCUAGGCAAUAAAACUGUAAUCAGUAAGAGGAGAGUCAAAUCCUGCCAGCCCACAUCUCUGGUCCAAGAGUAUCAGUAUAUGUUGUGCUUGCUCUGGUCAGUCAGUAAGUCAGUCAGUCAGUCAGUCAGUCAGUCAGUCAGUCAGUCAGUCAGUCAGUCAGUCAGUCAGUAAGUCAGUCAGUCAGUCAGUCAGUCAGUCAGUCAGUCAGUCAGUCAGUCAGUCAGUCAGUCAGUCAGGCAGCAAAUGUUGGUGAGAGUGAGAAAGUCAAUUUGUCAUGUAUUCAUAUUCUCAUGGGUCAGAAAUAAACAAAUUAGUCACAGAAAUAUUAAUUUCAGCCUGUUAGAAACUCGUUCCUUCAAAUCCAGCAUCGCCAGUCAGAGCCAAGACGGAUGCCCAGUUCUCCCAGUUGAGUUUUCCUCUAAAUUCCUUAUCUGAGUAUAUUAAUGUUGUCGUUAAACAGAGAGAAAAUACUACAACAAAGACAUUUUCCAAGCAGGUUUCUCUGUUUCCGCCCGGACAGAGGAGACAGUCGAGAUCACAGCAUCGGUAUUAUUUAAAGCAUUCUGAGUCGAGGGUUAAUGUCUGCUGUUAAAACAACGUGAUCCACAUAAACAACAGAACUUGAUUGCAUAUUGUGUGAGUGCAACAAUGCGGCGGAUAUGAACAAGCAACAAUCUCAAUCCCUCCUCUCUUCCAAGAAUGCACAAUGUCAACAAUCACAGUCUCUACCAUCUUAAAGAUCAUGUGAAACAUCAGAAGGCUAAACCCCAAAAUCAGGCGGUUAUUUUGUUUGAGUAUGAUGACGCUAUGAUGGCUGCUACUUUGAAGACAAAAUUAUAAGAAUUUGGUCACUUAACAGAGAAACACCUUGCCCUCGAGUAUUUACAUGUCUAAAUGUGCAACAUCAGCAUUGGUAAGUAUGUACAUGCCGUCUCAAUCUUCAGGCUGCCCCGUACAGGAAAGCUGGAAAUCAGUUCUGCGUUGGCGGAGUGCAACAGAAAAGACAGUGAGGCGCAUCUGAACCAGCUGUCUGCCCUACAACACCACCAUCAUGGUACAGAAGUAAAGGGAGCAUCUGAUUCAUCUCUAGAUUAUCAGCAAAAUGAGCAGACGGCAUGUUUUAACAGGUAUACAGUCUUCUAGUAGCUGAAGCAUUGCACCUUUUUCCAGUCCGCAACAAACAGGGGGGCUCUCGCAGCCGCACGCCAGAGGAUGUCCAAGCGUGCACAUACAAAGCUGUUGAGCCCGCGGCUGCGUGCACCAGGUCCUCAGAACUCCCGAUUUUAAAAAAGAGAAAGAAAAAAAAGGAAAUCAACCUCAAGACCCGAGUGUCGCUGCCCCCUGGUGUAGUGUUCUUCUCUCUUCGUGUUUUAUAGCUCCAUCACAGGCUGGAGUAAAACAGGAUGUAGGCUGCGGAGGACUUGACAGAGGAGGUGGAGAUGUCAGACACCUCAUGGUCGUCAAACUUGUACCAGCGCUGUUUGGGGGCGUUCUUACAGUAGGCAGUGUAAUGGCCGCCGUCUAAACCGCCGUAGUGGUUCUAGCAGGGGGAGAGAAGAACACGAAACACACAGUCGACAUUAAUGAUAGUUACUUCUAUUACUUUUUUAAUCUGUCCUGCUUUCAAGAGCCCCCAAAAC
Xyrichtys novacula (pearly razorfish) is the source of this 6933-nucleotide messenger RNA. NCBI's taxonomy places the organism in Eukaryota, Metazoa, Chordata, Actinopteri, Labriformes, Labridae. The record is from the annotation of a GenBank genome assembly.